Medioppia subpectinata is the source of this 976-nucleotide messenger RNA. The record is from the annotation of a GenBank genome assembly. Lineage: Eukaryota; Metazoa; Arthropoda; Arachnida; Sarcoptiformes; Oppiidae.
AAUGUAUUGAAAGGGGUUUUGAAUGCAGUGUUUGUGUGUUUGAUAACAAGUGGUGACAACUUGUGAUCAAAACUCUCAUUCAUUUCACAUGUUUUUCGCUUUGAAAACACAUUUCAAUUGAUAAACAAUCAGACGAUCGGCGAAACCAUCGAUGAAUCGGUUCCACACUUUCACCAAAAAUGAGUCUUCGGACGAGUCAUCAGAAGAGGGAGAACUCAACGAUGACAGCGACGAUCACAACGACCAGAAGCCAGCCAUCGAUGGUAAAGAUAAUCACCAAUUGUUUGAUUCAAAGGCAUUGAAAGUCUCGAAAUCGUUGGAAAUUAUGGACAAAAGGGAUGACAACAGAGCGAAGAAUCGGUUCACUCUUUGGUCAGACAUUCUUCUGGAGGAAGAGCUCAACCAUUCGGUGAGCAAUUCGAUGGACAUUAAGAAACGGCAGAAGAAGUCGACGAAAUUUGACCGAAAAUCGGAAAACUAUUCGUUUUGGACUAAAAAACAAUUAGAGGACAAACAGAAAGACAAUUGUGACCAACAAUUGACACAAACGACCGAUAAUUCAGACAAUAAACAGACAAAGAGUGAGAAGAAGAGGCGGAAGAACAAGAAGAAGAAGAAAGCGGAUAAAGAUAUUGUGUCACAAAUUGCUUAUAAACUGAAUGAACCAAAAACGGAUCUUUUGAAAACGGUUUACGAGACGAUUGGUCCCGAGAAGACGUCGGAACUGUGUUCGGCCGCUCUUGACGUUCAGUCUUCGGGUGGACUCAUGACAGCCGACGGCAAAAGACGCCGCACUUGUGGCGGAAUAAAAAGUCACUUAAAAGGAAAGGCAAAGGGAAAGGAAGAAAAGGUAUUACUAAUCGCGAAGCCAUGGCUACAGCACAACAACCUUUAGAUACAAUGCAAUCAAUUGAUACCAAUGUAUAGUUUAUGAAUAGAUUUUUAUUUAUGAAAUAAUAUGAAUUAAAUAUAAAAA